AUGGACAGGCUGCUGGGUAUCAAAGCCAAGAAGAAGGAUAAUCCCUUUGACAUCUUGGGGUUGCCUCGCAGCUCGGACCAGGAAAGUGUGCGACCUGCCUUCCGGAAGCUCGCCGGCGCUCUUCAUCCCGACGUGCCAGGGACAGGCGAUGCCACUGCUUUCCGCAAACUCCUGUGGGCCUACAGGGAGCUCUCCUCACCUGGCUGGCGACGUUGGUCCCGACAGCGCGCCGUGGACUUCAAUGAGGUGAGGCUGCCAGGCGUCGAUCUGGAGGACUUGUUCCAGGAUGCUGUGGACGCAGGACCUGAGCUGGAUGACUGGGAGGAGCAGUACAGAAAGAGGCAGGUGGAGAAGGAGAAGAAGGUGCAGCAAACCCAGACAACGUUGGUCAAGCGCAUCCUGGAAGGCACCUACGAGGAGCAAGGCCGGAACCAUGGACGGCCAGUUUUCCGCAAGUCCCUGGGGCAAGGCGAGAGCGUUGCCGUCUACUACUGGGACGAAAAGGAUGGAGCUGACUGUGACGGAUGGUGGAUAGGAGCAGAAGUGGGUGGCGACAUGGUCUUUGCCUUCAAUAUCAAUCAGGCGUCCAUGUUCCCACCGGCGAGUGGAUGGAGGUUUCCGCUUCGCGGCCCAGUCGACCAUUCGCUCCGCAUUGUGCUAGGGCAGAACCGUUCCUUGCAGAUCCAGUUCGGUGCUUGA
Symbiodinium natans is the source of this 699-nucleotide messenger RNA. Lineage: Eukaryota; Dinophyceae; Suessiales; Symbiodiniaceae. The record is from the annotation of a GenBank genome assembly.